Molecule: messenger RNA, 306 nt
Organism: Sphaeroforma arctica JP610
Lineage: Eukaryota; Ichthyosporea; Ichthyophonida
Exons: 2
Coding region: 1-306 (101 amino acids)
Source: RefSeq, a predicted model, not a curated record
AUGGGCGAGCAACUACCACAGCUGCGGUCCGUGCAGUUAAUCAUGGCUGAUGAGAGCCAGUCCUUGGUAUCGGCCACAUUGGAGUACGAAGGUGGUAUCAAAUGCCGUGCCGAAGCCAUGCUGACGGCUCUAAACCUUCAGAUACAGAUUACGGUGUCCAUUCCUCUGAUUAAGGGCAGCUUGGCGAUAAGAUCCAAUACGACGCACUUGCAGGUGUGUUUCAACGAAGCGCCGCUAAUCGAACUCAGGAUGCGCUUCAAGGCCGGUUCCUUUGUGUCACCCAAGGUUUGUUAUAGGGAUCACUAG